CCGCGGGCGCCCUCCGCGCCGCCGCUCCGCGGGGCCAUGGCGCGCGGCGGCGCUGGGCCGCCGCCGCGCUGGGCGGCGCUGCUGGUGGCCGGCGGCGGAGCCGCGGCCGCGCCAACCACGGUCGAGGUCUACUACUCGACUACGUGCCCCAACUGCUUGCAGCUCAUCCAGGACGGCGCCCUGCCCCUGCUGGAGGCGGGACUGCCCGACGACCAGGUGCGCGUGACGCUGCUGCCCUGGAAGGGGGACCGCCCCGGCGUCGCCUCCGCCCACCUCUGCGCGCUCCGAGGCGAGGCGGGCGCCGGCGCCACCGCUGGCAGUGCGCCGCCGGCCGGCGCGCGCUUCGUGGCCUGCGACCUGGUCAAUCUCAUUGUUCCCGACGCACCAGACCGCACGGAGGAGACCGCGCGGAGCUGCGCGGCGCAAGCGGGCAUGGCGUGGGACGGCGCGGGAGGCCUGAAGACGUGCUACGACGGCGGCGAGGGCGCGGGGAUGCUGCAGGGCGCCGAGUACGCGCGGCAGAUCGCGGACGCGGACGGCAGGACGCCCGGCGGGGCUCCCUGGCCGCCCCCGCGGGCCUCUGGUGCGCGCAGGAGGGGCCCUUCGCCGAGCAGCUCCACGCUCGCCCCCCCCCCCCGCCAUCCCUCUCCCGCCAUGAGCGAGCUGGGUCCCGGUGCCGCCAGCUUCUUCGAUCCGCACUUCCACAUCUUGGAGAGGCGAGUCCACGCAGUCUGGGCACGACGGGAAGAUACUGUUCAAGCCAGGGGGGAAGGAGUGCUACCUCCGCAGCGACUACGAGGCGGAGUUCGCCGGGCUGCCGAGCCCCCUGCGCCACCGAGGCGGCGUCUUCGUGGAGGAGCGCACCCUCGGAGAGGUGCGGCGAGGGGCGGCAGCGGCGUCUCUCUGCCCUCCCCUCGCCCAGAGCCCCUCGCGGGCGCGCCGCCGACGGUCCACCGCCGCGGGGGAGGCCGUGUCGUACCUGCUGGUUCCCACCUGCGCUCUGGAGCACGGCCCGACGCCGCGGAGGUGCUGAGGGAGCUCGCCAGGAGCCCGGCCACCCGGGGCGUCAGGCAGAUCCUCAACUUCGAGCCGAACUGGCCGAGGAACGGGGCGCUGGGCGACCUCCUGGACAGCCCGCAGUGGCGCGAGGGCUUCGGGCUUCUGAAGACGGUGGGCUUCAGCUUCGACAUGCAGCUCAACCCGCCUCAGUACCAGAAGGCAGUCGCACUGCUGAAGGAGCACCUCGACACGACCGUGAUCAUAAACCACCUGGGCUGUCCGACCAUGGCAGACCUGACGGAGAAGAAGGACCAGUAUUGGUCUGGCAUGGAGGCAUUGGCGGCGCUGCCGAACACAUACAUCAAGCUGAGCAUGCUGUGCUACGCGGACCCGAACUGGGACGAGAGCGAGGUGGUCGUCAGUGCGGUGCACCGAGUAAUCUCCACGUUCGGCGCGAGCCGGUGCAUGUUUGCCUCCAAUUACCCGGUGGACGUCAAAGACGGCUGGCCUGCGGCAAGGUUGUUUUCUGCUUUCCUGAAGCUUGCCGAACGAUACAGCGACGAGGAGCGUGCUCACCUCUUCAUCGGUGCUGCACAGCGAGCGUACCGCUGGGUGCAGUAGCCUCUGAGAAACCUGGACUUCCCUGCGGCGCCUGCAUUCCACGGGCUGCUUCUGUGCGUCCUGCAGGCUUGGUUUCGGGAGCAGGGCCAUGACCAUGAUGCCACGCUCGUCGCCGCCACCGCGCGCAGAUCUAGUAAGCACUCUUCGGUUUUAGGCUCACUGGCGUGAGACGUCCAGGAAAAA
This is a messenger RNA of Prorocentrum cordatum, 1803 nucleotides long. NCBI's taxonomy places the organism in Eukaryota, Dinophyceae, Prorocentrales, Prorocentraceae. The record is from the annotation of a GenBank genome assembly.